AUGGCCGCAGACGAACAAUUAAGAAAACUCCUCGCCGCCCAUGCCCCCAAAAGGACAACCACCGCCGCGCCUCCACAGCCCAUCGACGACGAGGGCGCGGCCGCCGCGGCGCGCGCGGAGCUGCGGCGCCAGCGGCCGGCGUCGCGGAGCGACGCGCCGGCGGAGACGCUCGAGAGCGCGCUGAGCCAGGGCUCGGCGCGCGCCUUGGCCGCCGCGCUGGCGCGCAUGCCCGCGAGCGGCGCGGCGACCGAGGCGCAGCGCGCCGACUGUAGAAAAUUAUUAGCCUUGCGGCCGCUGCCCUUGGAUCGGUACGCGGCGGCAUUGGCGGCGGCGGCCGAGCGCGAACGCGACGCCGCCUAUAGAAGGGCGCGCGCCCGAUUGCGCUUCGUCGACGGCGGCGAGGCGACCGGCCCGGACGAGUUCGACGCGACGCGCAUCGGCGCGCUGGCGGCCUGCUCCCAGCUCCGGGCGCCGCGCAAGCGCGACGUGGCCGCGGGCCGCGCGCGCUACUACUUCGAGGCGUCGCUCCGGUCGGCGGGCGCCGCGGGUACCUUAGGAUGGGGCCGCCACGAGGCCGACGGGUCCACCACGAUCGUCGCCGCCAUCACCUUUCGGGGCGGUAUUAGGGAAGCGAGCUGGUCCUCGGUCGAAGACGAUUACGGCGAGGACGUCGCUCUACUCAAUGAAGAAGACGAGCCGCCGGCGCCGCCGGCGCGGCGGCCGCGGCGCACGCCGGGCCAGCACCCUAAUUCGGUCCAGGCGCCGCCGCAGCGCGUCGCCGGCUGUCUCUAUGAUGCGCACUCGAACAGCGUGGCCUUUGCGCUCGACGGAGUCUGCGUGCGCGUGUGCCGCGUGCCGGGCGACGGCGGCCUCUUCCCGAUCUGUCGGGCAGACCCGAGCGCCGCGCCGUUAGAUGAUGAUGAUGAAGACGAGGAGCGCAAGGAGGCCGAGACGCGCGGCGUGCGGCUGAACGCGGGCGCGCAGUCUUUUAGUCGAGACCCCGAGGGGCUCGCGGCGUCGCUGCAAAAGGCCCUGCAACUCAAGGGCGAGCCGCGGCUGCGGUGUCGAGCCGCGCGGUCCGCGACGCGGGCGACGUUUCUCAGAGGGGCCGUCAAAGCGCAAGCGACGGACGUGGCGACGCUCGAGGUCGUGUGCCGCUUCGAUGAAAAGCCACCAGCACGCGUCUGCGUCGCGCGCGCGCCGGCCAUGAGUUUGUGGGUGGAAUUUGACGAAGACCGAGAACGGUGCGUCUGCGCGUUUUCCGGGUCAAGUGUCGCGUCGCCCUGGGUCCAGGCGCGCUUGGAGCGCUGGCGCCAUCUCGCCGUGAGCAUCGGCGACGACGGCCCGCCCUCGAUGUACGGCGACGGCGCGCUGCUCGACGCGGCGCCGUGCGAGUUUGAACAAAAUGAUAGUGACGACGUCGCCUUCGGCCUGCCCUGCGACGACACGGCAGACCAAUUCUGCGGCACUAUUUCAGAGUGCCGCGCGUGGUCUUCAUCUAGAACGCCGCGCGCCGUCUCGGCGCGGUGCGGCCGCGGCGCGUGCGCCGGCGACGAGCCGGACCUCAUAGGCUUGUGGCCCCUCGACGAGGGCGUGGGUGGCGAAGCGCGGAACUGCGCCGUCCGGGCGCCGUCACCACUCAAGGAGGCGUGCGCCGUGUCUUCCGAUGCAUGGGUGCAUGAUGGUGAUAACGACGACGACGUCGAGACCGUCAGUCUACCGCAAGGCGACCCCGACGUGCUGGAUCGGGAGGCCUUCCGGGACCCGGGCGACGACGACCCUGCGGAGCUGACGGACGCGCUGAUGGCUUGCGUGACAAGGGCUCGGGACGAAGAAGAGGCGUCGCUCCAAGUAUUAUCAAUAGCGGCCCACGCGCGCACCUUCCAGCUGGCCUCUGUUGCAUUGUGGGCCCAGCGCAGCGACGAGGACCAGGCUCGACGGUUGCGGGCGGACGCCGACGACGCGACGCGCUUGGUCGCGGGCCGGCCCCAGCUGCCGGCGGCGCUGCCGGCCUGCGCUUCUAUGUUAACGCGGAGCCUCGCUUCCGUAAAUGAGGUCUCGGCCGCCGCGGCGCUGUGCGCGGCGCGCUGGGCGCGCGCCGCCGCGGGGUGGCUACGAAGGUCGCGCGCAUCGACGCGCGAGGCGGCGUUACCUAAAGCCGUGCGCGAGGAGCUGGUAAGGGCGGCCGUGCGCGUCGCCGAGGGGGCCCUCGGCACUGAUGAUGAUAUAGUGAGAAGGCACGCGCGCGUCGAGUGCGCGCGCCUCGUCGCCGACCACGCCGAUCUGUUGUUUGACGCCGUCGAUGCAAGAAGGUCCUGCUUCGUGCGGUCGUUGGAGGACCACCCGGGCCUCCUGGCCGAGUUUCUUGGGAGGAGGUACGCGGCGAGCCCGCAAUUGUUGUCCGAGCUCGUGCCGCCGUCACUCCGGCCCGUGCGCUUGGGUAAGGCCCGGCGCCUCUGCACGAAGGCGGCGCAGGAUGCCAUUGAUGACGCCAAAGCAUUGACCGGGAAUGGCGUCGAGUACACGGACAGGGCGCCGUGCCGGCGAGGCGACGUUUGCAUUCUCACGACGCGGUCGCCGCGCGAGGCGCGGACGGUGGGCAUCGUGACGGACGUGGACGGCAACAAUAUAAAAGUAGAGUGGCGCGAGGGGCCCCGGAAGCGGCGGGCCGACCCGGUGCAAAAGUAUCCCAAUGGAGACGUGUUGUUACGAAGGUGCUCGGCGCGGCGGGUCCUGGGGCCCGCGCUCGUGGGCGACGACGACGCGCCGCGGUGCCCGUCGGCCCUCAAGAAGCGGGUCUUAGUGGAUGGCCUACGGCUCGUGGCGACGCGGAGCUGGCUCGCGCGGCGGCGCUUGUUGCUCGAGCCGCCCGACGCGCUGCCCGACGAGGCCAGCGGCGAGCCGCCGCCGGACCCGCGCGGCGACGUGGCGCGUUCGCGGACCUGCGACGACCUAAGAGCGCUCUACGAGGACGCGUGCGGCGAGUUCGGCUAUUGGCCGGCGACGCUCGACGACGCGACGGCGAACCAAGGCGAGGCCGAGGCGCGGUGCCUGACGUUGUUCGGGCGACUCAUAGAGCUGCUCGACGGCCACGCCUGGGCGCGGGACUUGUUUGACGCCAUGCUCGCCGAGGCCGGCGCCGACGACGAAGAAAUUGAUAGUGAGCGCUUCUGCGGCGCGCCGCGGGUGCUGAGCCGAGUGGCGCGCGACCUCAUGACUAUUCCAAAUCAAAAAGAGCGCGCCCUGUCCGCAUUAGCCGCGCUGGCGCGCUUCGACGCCGUGGACGGCGCCGCGGCCAAAGAGCUGCUCGCCGCGCUCAAGAACAAAGCGGACGGGCCCGCGGCGGUCGUGGCGCGCGUCGCCGGGCUGGCCCUCGCGGCGCUGGCGCGGCCGCCGCCCCUGGCCUUGCAGGGCGUCGAGCCCUGCGCCUUUGACGAAGGCACGGGCGAGGCGGCCGUUCCCGCGUUCGCCUCCGUCAAAGACAACUGCACGUCCGUCGCCGCGCCUCUCCUAAAUCUGGGCGGUGCCGUCCUCGAGCCGGCCGUCGAGGCACUCUGGCGCGCGAGCGUGAUGCUCGGAGGCGACCCGGCGGACGCGUUCGCGACGGCCGCGCCGGGCGUUCGCAUCUGGGCCAAGGGCCGCGCCGCGGAGCACGUCCUCGAGGCGAGCGCGGCCCACGUCGUCGCGGCGAGCGCCGCCCUGGCCACGCUCGCGGCACAAGCGGCGCCGGCCGUCGCGCUCCGCGAGGCGACGCGCGACGACGCCGCGGAGCGCUGCCUGGCCUUCCGCCGGCGCGCGGCGCGGCGCGCUUCUGCUGCAUCCAAUCGCCGCUGGGCCCUGCGCGCGGCCCUCGAGCUCUACGAGGCGCUGCCGCCCGCGGCGCGCGGCCCGCUCGCGCGCGAGAUCGCCCGCGCGCUCUGGCCGGGCUGCAACGCGGUGACGCCCCCGGACCGGGACGCCCUGGCCUACGCGCAGCGCGCGGUCGCCGCGGACGGGUCCUUCGCGGCGCUCUACGGCGCGCUGGGCGAGGACGCGCUCCGGGCCGCGCGCGCGGGCGACGACGUCGCGCCGCUCCUGUCCUGCUUCUCCGACGACACGCUGCCGCCAGAAACGGUGGAGACGCUCGUGAGCGUCGAGCGGGCGCUGCGGGACCGCGGGCGGCACGACGACGCGCGCGCGGCGCUCGAGACGCUCUUCAAGGUCCGGGCGCCGGCCGCGGCCCUCCUCGCCGCGGCGACGGCGCACGCGGCCAAGCUCCCCGAGUCGCACGCGGACCGCGCCUGCGCCGCGGUCUGCUUCGCCGUCGCGGACGCCGAGGGCGCCGCCUGGGCGCCGUUCUGCGCCGAGGUCGUCGCGCGGGCGCCGCCGCACGGCGACGCGCGCGCCGCCGGCUGGCGCCUCGCGGAGACGCUGCUGAAGCGGCCGGAGGCCGCGGGCGAUGCUAUUUGCGCCCUCGCGGCGCGCGCGCUCGAGGGCUGCCCGCGGCCGGGGCCCGCGCGCGCGGCGCGCGCGGCGCUCUGCCUCCCGGCGUCGGGCGCGGCGCCCCUCGCCGUCGCGACGCUGGCCGAGGGCGGCGCCAAGGCCACGGCCCUCCUCGAGGCGAUCGGUCUGACGACCUUUCUGGGCGUCGACGGCCACGCGGAGAACCUCGACGGCGUCGCGGACGACGUCGCGGCGGCGGUCUUCGAGCUCUUCGCGACGCGCUGCCUCGACAACUCCGACUCCGAAAGCGACGAGCGCGGCCGCGCCGCCGCCGCGGCCGCGGCCGUGGCGCUGGCCGUCGCGGGCGUCGCGUCGGACGCGGGCCGCGCGCGGCGCGCGCGGCUGCGCGAGACGCUCGCGCGCGAGGGCCGCGGCGCGGCGCUGCUGCGCCUGGCGGCCGCGCCGCUCGCGGGCGUGCCCGGCCUCGGGGCCCUCGCGCGCCUGAAGGACGCCGCGACCGACGCGCGGCCCGCGGAGACCGCCGACGCGGCGGCCGUCGAGCGCCUCGCGGAGAUGGGCUUCGACCGGGGCUGGUGCGAGACCGCCCUGCUCGACGCGCGCGGCGACGUCGACGCGGCUUUGGCGACGCUGCUUGGCCGCGCCGCGGACGCCGAGGCCGCGGCGGAGGCGCCCCCGGCGACCGACGACCCGUUCCCGCGCCACUACGCCUGCGAGCGCGCGGCGGUCGUCGUGCGGUCCGCGCCGCGGCGGACGGCCCCGGCCGUCGCGCGCCUCGUCGACCACGACGUCGUCGCCGUCGAGCAGCGCGGCGCGUGGCUGCGCGUGCGCGCGGCGCGGCGCGGCGGCGGCGCGGCGCCACCGCGCGACGCCCUCUACGCGGCGUUCCAGGGCGGCCGCGUGGCGCUGAGCACGGGGUCCGUCGCGUCGACGGACGACGACGCGCCCGCGGCGCCGGCGCUGCAUUUAUUGAGGCGGGGCCUCGACACACCGGCGACGCCCGCCGCGCUGAGCGCCGAGAACUUGAGAAGGCGCCUGCGCAGCGACGGCGUCGUCCUGGGCAGCGGCUUCACGCCGCCGGAGCAGCAGCGCGCGCCCUCGGAGGUGAGCGCCGCGCCGUCGGAGAUGACGGCGAACGUGAGCGACGUCGGCGAGCUGCUGCGCGGGUCGCGCCGCCAGGUCCGCGAGGUCACGGUCCAGGAGGAGCUCGACGACGACGACGACGACGGGGGCGACGACCAGGGGUCGCUCGUCGAGCCGGCCGGGUCUUUGAUCGAGGACGCGUCCGCGGCGCCGAGCGUCUCGGCCACGGAGACGGAGGACGCGACGCGGACGACGGCGAUCGACGCGUCCGUGGCGUCCUUCGAGCCGCCGGCGCGGCGCGCCGCGUCCAUCGCGUCGAGCUGGACGAACGCGCGCGCGUCGCUCGCGGGCGACGACGGCGUGUCGGACCGCAUCUCGGAGCAGCCCGAUCAGGAGGAGUCCGACGACGCGUCGCUCGACGACGAGGACGCGUCGCUGGUCGAACCGGCGCGCGCGCCGCGGCCGCCCGCCCAGGCCUCCGGCUGGGUCCUCGCGGCGGACCUCGCGCCCUUUUGCGUGCGGCCCCGCCGGGCGCGCCCGGCCCGGGGUCCCGCGCCCUACCCGGGCCUCGAGCGCGACGUCGGCGACGAGGCCUACCGCCGCGACGACCGCUUCUUCGGCGCGCGGCACGGCAGCUCGCCGCCAGACGCCGACGCCUGCGCGGACGGCGCUCGAAGUGGAUCAAGUCCGCUGGGCCGGACGCGGCGCGCGGCGCGCGCGGCGCCGGACGCGUGCUGGGCCGCGCUCUGGCGGCUGCGCGCGCGCGAGCUGCUCGUGGCUUUAGUGUCCGCGUGGGCGGCCGGCGACGAGGGCGUCGUCGAGGACGCGCGGCCGCUCGUCGCCUUAUUGAGCGAUGAGGAGGGCGUGCCGCGCGAGUUCGCGUCGUUUUUGGCGCUGGUCCUCUUCCGCGACUGGCGGCCGGCGUGGUGGCCGCGCGACGCGACGGCCAAGGCCUUGACGGGCCGGCCCGCGGCCGCGCCGCUGUCCUUUGAGCUGCGGGGCGCGCUGCUGCCGGCGCUGCUGCAGCGGCCGACGCGGCUGCUGCUGCGCCACGCGACGUUCGGGCCGCCGCUCGCCGCGGCGCUCGCGGACGUCUGUAGGCGGCACGUCGCGACGGACGCGGGCCCGAAGGCCGACGCGGACGCCUGCGCGGUGCUGUUUGGGGAGGAAGACGACCCGCUCGUCGUGAACGACGACGACGCCGUGAAGGGCGGCCGCCUCGCACUCGCGCAGUGGUGCUGCCGGACGCUCACGGAGGAGCCCACGGCGGCCCUCGACGGCGCCUUCGACGCCUUUUCGUCGCUCCUCGCGAGCGACGACCUGCGGCGCAAGCAGCACGCCUGCGCCGAGCUCGCGCGCGUGCUCGCGGCGCUGCAAGACCGCGGCGACGACGACAAAGCCUCAGAGCUCGCGCGGCGGCUGCCGCGGCGGCGCCUCGAGAAUUUAGCAAGGCGGCGGUGCCUGCGCGAGGCCGAGGACGCGCCGGUCCACUCGCGCGUCUGCCAGGCCUUCGUGGACCUCGCGGCGCGCGUGAGGGCGCUCUGCCCGGCCGACGGCGAACAUGACCGGGCGCGCUUCGCGCUCGAGCUGACGGGCGGCGAGGCGCGCGUCGAGGUGAACGCCGGCGACGUGCCGCCGCCCUGGACCGCGGAGUUCGUCUUGCGCCGCGACCGGCUCGACGACGCGGCCGAGCCGCCGAACGACGACUCCGACGAGGACGACGACGACGCCACGGACGGCGGCGCGACGUGGCUCGCGCCCGUCGUCCUCGCGGGGUCGCGCGCGGGCGCGGAGCUGCGCCUCCAGCACGGCGGCGCGGCCUUUGGCGACGGCGGGCCGGACGCGCCGGACGAGGCCGCGUGCGUCUCCGUCGACGGCCAGACCUUUGAAUAUAAAGUGCCCACGGAGAAGUGGGUUCACCUCGCCUUCGUCUGCCGCGAGCGGCGCGCGACGUCGACGGCGGCGCUCUGCCCGCGCGCGUUCGACUCUUACGAAGCGGCGCCGAAGCACGUCGUCGAGCUCUUCGCGGACGGCCGCCUCGUGGGCUGCGUCGCGAGCGCGGCGGCCCUGCCGCUGGGCGCGGUGGGGCUGGUCGAGGGCGCGGCGCCGUCCACAGAAAAGCGGCCGCGCGCGCCGCCCGCGCGGUCGCCGCGCGCGCGCGUCGCGCUCGCGCGCUACUGGUGCGUCGCGCGCACGGCGGCGGACGUGCGGCGGUCCUGCGAGCGCCAGGCGCCCCUGGGCGCCGCCCGCGGGUUGUUGGCGGCCUUUCGGUUGGCCUUUGACGACGCCGAGGACGCGGGCUGGCCCGCGACGCGCGCGCCGUCCGUCGUGGAGGACGCCACGGGGAAUCAUCGAAGCGUGAACCUCGCGGGGGGCGCGGUCUGGAUCAAGGCGCCGCGCGCGCCGCUCGAGCCCAUCUGCAAAGAAAGAGAGCCCUUUGACUUUUUGGAGGCGCGCGGCACGACGACGCGACGGGCCGUGACCGGCGUGCAGGCCGGCGUGCUAGCCCGGGACAAGAACGAGGCCUUUGUGUUGCGACUAAGACGCAAGGGCGCGCAGCAUUUGGAAGGGGAGGCCGAGUGGACGGAGCGCGGGCUCGUCUGCGCGGUCAAGGGCUCCGUGAAGGAGGACAAGUUCCGCGUGGUCGUCGGCGACGUGCUGCACGGCUCGUGCGGCGACGACUCCGACGACGACCCCGGGAGAGCCGACGACGAGCGCGCCUGCGACGGCUGCUGCGCGGUGUCGCCGCGCGACGCCGUUAUUUCCGGAGAGCGGACGGCGUUCGGCGAGUGGUCCGGUAGUGUGGAGUUCGAGGUCGACGCGGUGCAGAAGCACUAUGUGGACCAGGGUUUGUUGGACGAGGCGGCGCUGCCGAAGGGACUAGACGUGAGAGAAGUGGGCGGUGCGUUCGCGGACGCGAACGACGCACUCAGGACGCCGCGGCGCGCCCUGGUCGUGGCGGCCGCGAGCGGCGGGCGGUUCUGCGGCGUGGCGUCGGCGCCCGUCGCUUUUGAUGGAGAGAGCGACGAGGACGACGCGCCGGCGUGCGACGCGUCGCGGCUCAAGGACGACGACGCCGGCGUCAAGGCCGGCGACGCGUCGCUCGCCGCCGACGUCGCGGCCCGGGCCUGCGCGCGGAAGCUGUCGUCGUUAGAUCUGGACAAGCCCCAGGCGCCCAUCAAGGCCCAGGUCGACGCGGCGCUGGAGUUGGCAGACGCGGCGCGCGUCGCGCGCGCGAAAGCGCGGCGCCUGAAUAAGCCCGUGGCCGACGCGGCGACCUGCGCCGAGCGCGCGCGGCGGCGCGACGCGGGCCCGCCGCCGCGCGAGGUCUCGGCCAAGAAGCCGCCUCCCCAAAAGCCGCAAGACCCCGUGCCGCGCGGGUCGAGCGGCGGCCGCACGUCCACGAAGAUCGUGGAGAAGGCGCCCAACCUCGGCUCGGCCAAGCAGAACACGCGGAUUGUGGGCGAGCCGCCCGCGGGCACGCUGCACGUGCGGAUCCGCGACAACGUCGCCGCGCUCGGCGAGGAGACCUACUUUAAGGUGAAGUGGUCGACGCGCAUGGAGCGCGUCUUCCAGGCCUACGCCGUGCGCAAGCGCAGUUCGCUCGACACGCUGCGCUUCCGGCUCCCGGGCGCGGACCGCGACAUCGGCAUGGACGAGACGUCCACCAGUCUCGGUCUGGAGGAUUUGGCCUUAAUAGACUGCUUCGCCAAGGAGCCUGAGGAGCUCAUGAAGGAGGAGGAGCUCGCGCCCGCGCGCGCCGUCGAGGCCGCCGUCGACGCGGCGCUCGACGCGGCGCGCGCCGCGGCCGAGGCCGAGGCGCCGCCCUCACCACCGCGGCCGGGCCGGCCGCGGCCGCCCUCGUCCCCCAAGCAGGAGGCCGACGCGAAGGAGGCCCGGGACCUCGACCCGCCCUCGUCGUCGAAGAACGAGGUCGGGUCCUUCGGCGCGACGAGCGGCGUCUGGUGCUGGGAGUGGGAGGCGCGGCGCGUCGCUUCCGGUGACGUCGGCGUUGGUCUAGUGGCGGCGGGCCACGACGCGACCACGGCAUUGGGCGGAUCGAAGACGUCGCCGUGGUGCUACCGGUCGUGCGGCGCUCUGGCGGGCCGAGGCGAGGUGCGAAGCGCGCCGGCCUUCGGGGCGGGCGACGUGAUCGGCGUCGAGCUGCGGAUCGAGGGCGGCAGGGGCUCCGUGCGCUUCUACAAGAACGACGUCGAGGCCACGGCGCAGCAGGCCACGGAAGCGUCGCUGGCGACGCUGAAGAUCGCCGAGAUCCCGGAGGGGGGCCUGCGGCCGGCGUGUCAUGUGGGAGGCGCCGGCGACGCGCUCAUCUGGCGGGGCUGCAAGCGCGGGCGGUCCGCUCGGUCGUACGCGCCCGAGGGCUGCGAGGACUGCGACGGCGCGCGGUCCUACGAAGGUUCAUACGACGCGCGGACGGGCGCGCGCCACGGGCCUAGUGGUGUGGUCCGCUACCGGCGCUGCGCGGGCCGCUGGGUCGGCCCGUGGCGGCGCGACCGCAUGCACGGCGUGCAGCUCUGGGUCGAGCCGGCGCCGGCAUCCCAGGAGGCGUCGGCGUUUUGCGACGGCGACGAGAUCGUGGCGCCGGUCUUAUUCCUGGACGGGCGGCGCAUCCGCGCGUUGGACGACGAGGACGGCGCCGAGGCGAUGCGCUCCUACUUCGCGUCCAAGGCCCAGGCGCCGGAGGAGGCGGCCGCGGAGGAGCAACCGGCGCUGUCCGAGGAGGAAGACGACGAGGACUGCGGCGAGGACCAGCCGCCCUGGACCUUGCGUGUCGUUUACCGAGAAGGAGCCACCGCCAGGCGAGGCGUAGAAAUCGACGCGAGCGAUGUGGUCGGGCGCGUCGGCGCGGGCGAGGAGGUCGUGGCCCAUAAGCGCGCGGUGACGCAGGACGGCGUGCCGCGCUACCUGGUCAAGCUGCCCCGGUCGGGCGACGAGGAGGACAAGUCGGGCUGGAUCUCGGAACGAUUAAGAGGCGGCGCGCGCGACGCGGUCUGUGUGGUCCUAAGACACGUCGUGCGGGGCCGGCCGCUGCGCUAUCGGGUCGUGCGGCCGGGCGGCGCCAUGGUGCGCGCGACGCCUUCCUUAGAUGGCGCGGAGGUCGGUCUCGCUCCGGCCUGGACGGCGCUGAACGUGGCCGAGCGCGUCAGAUUGCCGGGCGGCACGACGCGGUUGCGGGUCGUGGCGCCGUCGCGCUGGGCGGGCUGGGCGUCCGAGAAGGAUCAUAUUGUCCGGCGCGAGCCGUCGCGCGCGGAGGUGGCGCGGGCCGCCCGCGCGCGCGAGGCGCGGCGGAGGCGGCGCGUGCGUAAAGCGCGGGAGGACGCCGACAAGGCACGCGUGACGCGGCUCGAAAGGAAGCGUAGGGCCAAGCGGCCGGCCGUCGAGUUGCCUCCCGUGAGGGCGACGUGGGCCUGCCGCGCGGAGACGCGCCACUUGCUGGAUCGAAGGGAGUGCGGCGCGGGCCUGAAGGUAAGCGAGGACCUGCUGACGGCGACGUGCACGGCGCCGCGGCGAGGCCGCGGCCUCGCGCUGGCGUCGACGCGCAUGCGGACGGGGCGGCAUUACUGGGAGGUCGCCGUCGAGCGCGCGACGUGGGGCUCCGUGUUUGUGGGCGUGGCGGCCGUCGGCGCGGGCCGCGGCCCGGCGGCGCCGCUCAAGGCGCCCGGCGCGGCCGCCGGCUGGGCGGGCGUGGGGUUCGUGAACUACCGGGCGACGCAGGCCUUCGGCGCCGAAGCUUUGUAUGGCUCGUACUACGGCCCCGGCGACGUCGUCGGCGUUUUAUUAGAUUGCGAUCGAGGCACUUUGUCUUUCGUGAAGGAUGGAGACGAUUUCAACGCGGGCCGGGCCGUCGUGGCCCAUUUAGGCACGGCCUACAGCGAUGUGUGGCGGCGGUUCGGGCGAAGUUGCCCUGGCGCUCGGGCCGGGCUCUACGCCUGUUUGGGCUUGAAGGGCGACGGCGACCGGCUGAGCCUGCGCGGCUCCAAGGCCUGGACCGACGGCAUGGACGUGCCGCCGCGAUUGGACGCGUUCCAACGGGCGGCGGGCGGCAUCGAAGCGCUACGCGCGUUCGCCGAAGCGCGGCGGUUUUCGACAGCGCUCCCGGACGCGUUCCGCGCGGCGGCCGCGGCCGCGACGGCGAAGUGGCGCGAGACCUUUGAUGGGGUGCAAGGGAAGCGGGUCCUCGCGCGGUCGCGCGCGCGCGUCGACGUCGCGCUCGACGCGUCGGAGGAGGCAUUCGCGAAAGCAUUGGACCGCGCGGGCCGGCCCGAAGCCCAGCUCAAGGCCGGGGACACGGUCGACGCGCCGCACGGCAACGGCGUCGUGCUCGGCUGCGACGCGCACCAUCGCGUCUGGGCGGCGGUGCCGGGCGUCGACGACGACAGGGCCUGGUACUGGACGCCCGAGGAGCUCGCGCGGCGACUCGACGACGGGUUGGUGGCGCCGGCCUCGGACUCGAGCGAGGACCUGGUGGCCUGGCCCGACGCGGGCGCGGAAGCGUGGCCGUGGUCGGCGCAGUGCGACGCGGAGCUCGUGGCAGUCGUCGACGGCGUGGCGGCGCGGCGGAACUGCGCGCCGGCGCUGGCGCCGCCGUCGCUCGUGGCCAAGGCGCUGGCCUUCGACGCCGACCACAGGUGCGGCCGCGUCGGCGCGUUGCGGGGCUGCCCGGCGCCCGUCGUCGCGGCGCGGCUGGGCGAGCUGCUCCACCUCGAUGCGAGCGUUUCGACGGUAUUGCCGUUCCUCGAUUUGUCGAGCGGCGACGCCGCGGCCGCGGACUUUGAAAAGGGCGGGUCGCACUACGCGGCGGCCGACGGCGGCGGCGGCUUGAGCGGCACGGGGCCGGAUUCGUGGUGGGCCGGCCUCGUGCCGCAGCACACGGCGUAUGAUGCGGAAGUCGCCCAAGAGACGCCCGCUCUGUCGGCCCUCCUCGCGCCGGCUUCAAAAAGUGUGGGCGGUCGAGCCUACGUGAAGUGCCGGGACGCCGUCUUCGACGCGACGAAGCGCAAGUACUGGCGCGACGUGCUCGAGGCCACGACGACGCAUACGCCGCCGCCGCCCGACGAGUACGACCGGCCCGAGGAGCUGCGGGAGUUUGUUGUGGAUCGGUUGAGGGCGACGAAAGCCCCACUGACCGACGACGACGACGGCGACGAGGCGGCGCGCCUGGCGAGGCGCGAACACCCGACAGUCUUCGGCCAGCUGCGGAAUCAACUGCGGGGCGUGCGGCCGGCGCAGCUGCGCCGGGCCUUUGUGCACAUGCAGGACGGGGGGCAACCUAGAGCCUUUUACGUCAAGUUCGUCGGCGAGGGCGUCGACGACCACGGCGGGCCGUACCGGGCGACCUUCCAGGCGGCUUUGGCGGACGAGCCGGUGCGGAGCUUGCAACUUGUUACGGAAGGAGGCGCGUUGAACUCGUCGGGGAGUUGUCCGGAGGCCUGGUUCCACCAUUUAGGGAGGUUACUAGGCGUCGCGGGCCGGCACCGCGUGCCGGUGGCGCUGGAGCUCGGCGCGUCGGUCUGGGCGCCGUUAUCCGGCGAGCCGCUGUCAAAAACCUUCGCGGCGGACGCCGACGGCGCGAUCGGCUGCGCGCUCGAGGAGUGCUACGGCUCGAAGCCGAGCGUCGACGCGGUCGAGCGCCUGGCGGAUGUCGUUGGGCCCAUGGACGACCCUAACACCUUGGCGCUGCACGCCUCGCAGACGCUAGCGGCGCGCCAGCGGCCGAGCCUCGCGCGGCUCGCGCGCGGCGCGGGCGCGGCCCUGCCGAACGAGCUCUUCGCGCUCUUCGGCCCGAAGCGCCUCAAGGACGUCGUCUGCGGCGAGGCGCGCGUCGACCUCCAGGACCUCCAGGCGCGCGCGACCUACGAGGGCGGCGUCUGCGCCGACGACGCGCACGUCGAGAAGCUGUGGGACGCGCUCGCGACCUUCGACGCCGACGAGCUCGCGGGCUUCGUCGAGUUCUGCUCCGGGUCGGCGCGGCCGCCGCGCCGCGACGCGCCGCGAUCCACUAGAGCUCUGAAGAUCACGGCGCCGCCGCCGGGCGCCGAGCGCGAGCCCGACGCGUACUUCCCGCUCUCGCAGACGUGCUUCUUCUCGCUGGCGCUGCCGCGCUACUCGUCCGUCGACAUCUGCGCCGAGAAGCUGCGGUACGCCAUCACGCACGCGCACCUCAUGGACGCUGACUUCCUCCUGCGACAGGCGGACGGCUGGGAGGCCAUGUCGCCCUGA
Pelagomonas calceolata is the source of this 13764-nucleotide messenger RNA. The record is from the annotation of a GenBank genome assembly. NCBI's taxonomy places the organism in Eukaryota, Pelagophyceae, Pelagomonadales, Pelagomonadaceae.